AUGGCGGCGCUGGAGACGAUCGAGCGCGAGCGAAGGAGCGCGCGGAGUGGUGGAACGACGACCAAGGCGUACGUGAAUAACGCGGAGGGGUUGAAAGCUUCUUUGGAGGACUUUCAGUGGACGCACAAGGCGAAGUGGAUCGAUCACAUGGCGAUCACGGGGACGAAUACCGAGCGCGUGGUGGACGUGAACGACGAUUUGGGUCGGGAGACAUUUUUCUAUGAGCGCGCGCUCGAGAGCGCGAAUGAGUGCGUGCGGAGGUUGAAGGAUCUCGGCAUUCCAGUGCGAAGGCCGGACGAUUACUACGCCGAGAUGGUGAAGAGUGAUGAGCACAUGAAGCGCGUGAGAAGCGAGCUUUUGUUCGAGCAACAGCAGUUGGAGGUUCGCGAGGAGCGCCGCAAGGCGCGCGAGGCGAAGAGAUACGGCAAACAGGUGCAAGCCGAAAAAGUCAAGCAGCGCACGCUCGACAAGAAGGCGCAGAUCAAAAGCCUGGAUAAGUGGCGCAAGCAGCGACAGAAGAGCGGGUUCGCCGAUGACGGUAACGCUCCGUUUGAAGGCGCCGGAGGAGAAGGCAAACGCAAGCGCUCCGAGCGGGACGCCAAGUUUGGUUUUGGAGGACGUAAAAAGACGGCCAAGCGAAACGACAAGUUCAGCGCGAACGACAUGUCUGGCUACAAGCCCUCAUCGUUCGACAAGGACAUCAGAAGUGGCAAGACUGGGGGUUUAUACGUUUCCAGAUCGAGUGGUGGUCGCGGCGGCGGUCGCGGCGGCGGUCGCGGCGGUGGUCGCGGCGGCGGUCGCGGCGGCGGUCGUGGCGGUGGUCGCGGGCGAAGGUAG
This is a messenger RNA of Ostreococcus tauri, 837 nucleotides long. RefSeq names its product Eukaryotic rRNA processing. The transcript is spliced from 3 exons. Bases 1 to 837 code for a protein of 278 amino acids. The record is from RefSeq and is a predicted model, not a curated record. Gene Ontology annotation, cellular component: preribosome, large subunit precursor; nucleolus; nuclear periphery. Gene Ontology annotation, biological process: ribosomal large subunit biogenesis; rRNA processing. NCBI's taxonomy places the organism in Eukaryota, Viridiplantae, Chlorophyta, Mamiellophyceae, Mamiellales, Bathycoccaceae.